Messenger RNA from Paramisgurnus dabryanus, 1374 nucleotides. Lineage: Eukaryota; Metazoa; Chordata; Actinopteri; Cypriniformes; Cobitidae. The record is from RefSeq and is a predicted model, not a curated record.
AUGUUGAUGCUGGUGAAAGAGGAGCUUGAGAAGAUGACAGAUCCACAACCAUGCAGAAUAAAGGAUGAAGAUACCGAGGAACAAAAAGAUAUGAUGAAAGUGAACGAGGAGAGUCAAGCUGAACCGGAUGAGAAACAUCAGAAUGCAAAAACAAAUCUGAAAGGAACUCUGAGAACAGGAGACAAAAGGUGUGAAAAGAGUUUUGGAAAAGUUGGACGCCCUGUGGAUCACAAGAGGACUCACAGUGAGGAGAAACCUUUCACGUGUCAACAGUGUGGAAAGAGUUUCAGGCGUAAAGAUAUCCUUAAGACACACAUGAUAACUCACACCGGAGAGAAACCUUUCACUUGCCAUCAGUGUGGAAAGAGUUUUACAACUGCAUGUAACCUUAAUAAACACAUGAGAAUUCACACCGGAGAGAAACCAUUCACGUGUCAUCUGUGUGGGACGUGCUUUUCCCAAAAAUCAAAUUUAACAGCCCACAUGAGAGUUCACACUGGAGAGAAACCUUACACGUGUAAUCAAUGUGGAAAGAGUUUUAGAAAUCAAAGUAAUCUUAAGUUACACAUAAGUGUUCACACUGGAGAGAAACCAUUCAUGUGUCUUCUGUGUAAAAAUAGUUUCAAGCGUAAAGAUAUUCUUAAGACACACAUGACACUUCACACCGGAGAGAAACCUUACACUUGUAAUCAGUGUGGAAAGAGUUAUACAACUCAAGGUAACCUUAAUUUACACAUGAGAAUUCACACCGGAGAGAAACCAUUCAUGUGUCUUCUGUGUGGGACGUGUUUCUACCACAAAACAAAUUUAACAGUCCACAUGAGAGUUCACACGGGAGAGAAACCUUACACGUGUAAUCAAUGUGGAAAGAGUUUUAGAAAUAAAAGUAAUCUUAAGUUUCACAUAAGUGUUCACACAGGAGAGAAACCUUACAUGUGUCAUCAUUGUGAAAGCUGUUUCUCAGAUGCAAGCCAACUUAAGAUACACAUGAGAAUCCACACCGGAGAGAAACCUUACGAGUGCCUACAGUGUGGAAAGAGUUUCAGAAUUAAAGGGUACCUUAAUGAACACACAAAAGUUCACACUGGAGAAAAACCAUUCACAUGCCAUCUGUGUGGGAACAGUUUUAGAAAUAAAUAUAAACUAAAGGAACACAUGAGAGUUCACAAUGGAGAAAAGCCACACGCGUGCAAUCAAUGUGAAAAGAGUUUCUCAGGUGCAAGCAAUCUUAAAAAACACAUGAGAGUUCACACUGGAGAGAAACCACACGCGUGCAAUCAAUGUGAAAAGAGUUUCUCAGGAGCAAGCAAUCUUAAAAAACACAUGAGAAUCCACACUGGAGAGAAACCGUCCUUACACUUGUCAUUAGUGUAA